AUGAAAUUCAUCUCCCUUCUCAUUGCCCUCGUCUCCCUACAGGGCAUCGUAGCCGUUCCUGUCGCUUGGGCCGAAGCCGAACCGGCCGAGGUUACCCAGCGGGAUCCCGAAAUCGACGAGACUGACGCUACCGCCUGGAAGUAUACCCCAUGGAAGUACACCCCAUGGAAAUACAGCAAACGCGACGCGGAGAUCAAUGAGGACGACAUCGAGGGUACUGCUUGGAAGUAUACUCCGUGGAAGUACACCCCAUGGAAAUACAGCAAACGCGACGCGGAGAUCGACGAGGACGACAUCGAGGGUACCGCCUGGAAACAUCACCCUCCAUGGAAGUACACCCCCUGGAAAUACGGCAAACGUGAUGUCGAAAUCGAUGAGGACAUCGACGCUACCGCCUGGAGGUAUGCCCCGUGGAAGUAUACACCCUGGAAAUACGGCAAACGCGACGUGGAGGUCGAGGACGAAAUCGACGGUACUGCCUGGAAGUAUAAUCCUCCAUGGAAAUACAACCCCCCAUGGAAGUACGCCAAGCAGGCGGAGGGUGAGGUCGAUGCCGAAGAGGUGCAUCCGGCUUAG
This is a messenger RNA of Aspergillus melleus, 576 nucleotides long. RefSeq lists its product as uncharacterized. Bases 1 to 576 code for a protein of 191 amino acids. NCBI's taxonomy places the organism in Eukaryota, Fungi, Ascomycota, Eurotiomycetes, Eurotiales, Aspergillaceae. The transcript has 3 exons. The record is from RefSeq and is a predicted model, not a curated record.